Thalassophryne amazonica is the source of this 638-nucleotide messenger RNA. Its product is annotated as CD59 glycoprotein-like. NCBI's taxonomy places the organism in Eukaryota, Metazoa, Chordata, Actinopteri, Batrachoidiformes, Batrachoididae. The coding region runs from base 15 to 341 and encodes 108 amino acids. The record is from RefSeq and is a predicted model, not a curated record. The transcript has 3 exons.
CUGUGCGCUCAGUCAUGAUGAGGACCUGUUUGCUGUUUUAUUUGGCUCUCAGCUUUGCUGGUUUCGGUUUUGGUAUGUCGCUGCAGUGCUAUAACUGCUCUUUUGGCGUCUCCGACUCCUGCGAGGACACAGUGCAGUGUAUGUCACAAGAAGACAGCUGCCUCAAACUCAUCAGUGGUGAAAAGACCUACACUUCGUGCAUCAAGUAUUCAGACUGUGACGUCAUGAUUCUGGCUUCCAAAUAUCCAGUUCCUGGCUUCACCUUCUCCUGCUGUCAGUCAGAUUUAUGCAACACUGAAAUUAAAACGUGGCUCCAGAAACUUAAAGAUUUCUUUGGUUAAGAAGAUAAUGGCCAUUUUCACCUACUCUCAGAGUAGUAGUAGUAUUCCCCUGAAAACAAUGUCUUCAGUUUAAUUUGUCAUUCAUUGAUUCACUUAUUUAAUUGUGCUUUUGCUGUACAAUGUGAAACAUCAACAUAAACCCCUUUGCAUUGCUGUUGAAAAUGUAUCUAACUGAACUGAUGCUGGCAAUAAACAGAUAAUCACACCAUAUUGUGGCUUUUUACCUCAGAUCAUAUGCUUUUCUGCUUUUUUUCUACACUAGGCGGGUGCAGUGAGGCUCCUUGGAAUGGGCUGCUG